UAGUGCCUAGUUGUUUGUUUCAGUUUGUUCAUAUGAAAUUACUAACGUCGCAAUAAUUACCUAUCUACUAUGCUAAUAUGAGAUAAGCUAAUUAGUUUGAACCAAGAGUAUAAAUAAGGUCGAAUUUUUUGUUCAACGAAUCAUUUGUUGUGAGCGAUUUGUUGUGAGUUAUGAGCUCGAUGUUUAGCAAUUCAAUUGUCAUAUUAUUUAUUGCUUCGCUGAUUAAUAAUAUUAAUGGCGAAUGCUGUUACACUAAAAACAACGACCACGUAUCUUUAGAAAGGUACAGGUCACCAACUAUAUAUAGAUUUCCAUGGACUGCGAAAAUCUACCAAUUCAAUGCCUACAGAGCAUCUGGCGUAAUAAUUUCGAACAGGCAUAUAUUAGCGACUGCGAGCAACAUUCUUCCAUAUAAAGGGGUUCCAGUGGAAACCAAAGACAUUGGAGAUUCUCUCGAAAAGCAUUUCUGGAUAAAAUAUACAAAAAUUAGUUUAAAAUCCAGAAAUCGAAUGCAACUUGAAUAUGUGUACAUACACCCAAAUUAUAACCAUAUAACAUACGACAAUAACAUUGCCAUCAUUGAAGUAAAAGGAUUCAUAACUUUCGAAGAUUAUAUACAACCAGCAGUAUUGCCGAAAUCACCAGCAAAUUUUCACGGCAAAAAAUUACACAUAGCUAUUCCGUACGCUGCUUCUGAAGGAGGUACACAAUUGCUACGAUACAACGCUUCACUUCUAUCCGAAGAUGAUUGCGCCAGAGUUAGCGGUAAUACAAAUAGUUUAGCUAACACACUGUUAUGUGUUGAUAGUUUAUGCUCAGAUUCUCUGUGCAACAAGCUAUACUUUCGCGAUCCAAUUUUCAGUAUUACUGAGAACGAUUCAAUUGAAAUAAUUGGAUUGCCAUUGUGGCGGAAAAAAAGCAUUAGUGUGUAUAACGCAUCCAAAAUGUGUUUUGAAGAUAGAAAUGCAACCGUUUACAUCCGAAUUGUCGAUUUUCUGGCAUGGAUCGAUGAAAUUUUAUCCAAACGAUGCGGAUGUCACCUACAACAAUCACUUGAUUGUGGAGAACCGAUGUUUUUUUGCGAAAGUUGUGGAAAUUAUUUAAAAAUAAAUCCUAUUAUUUAAAAAUAAACAAGCUGAAAAUCGUCAAUUUUGAGAAAAAAUUGUGAAUUGUUCAAGUUCAAAUUAAAUUUUCAAUCAAAUAAACAAAACAAAUUCAAUUCAAAAUUUCAUUCGAAAAAAAU
This is a messenger RNA of Sitodiplosis mosellana (orange wheat blossom midge), 1243 nucleotides long. Its product is annotated as ovochymase-2-like. Gene Ontology annotation, molecular function: serine-type endopeptidase activity. The coding region runs from base 171 to 1124 and encodes 317 amino acids. The transcript has 4 exons. Gene Ontology annotation, biological process: proteolysis. The record is from RefSeq and is a predicted model, not a curated record. NCBI's taxonomy places the organism in Eukaryota, Metazoa, Arthropoda, Insecta, Diptera, Cecidomyiidae.